AUGGAAAUCAAUUGGUACUUCAACUGGACCAACGACAAGUCCAAUAUCGUCACGCCAAUUGUCAACCGACAGGGAAUCUACGCUGGAAAUGUGGGCCAGGUCGCGCUGAUCCCCCGUGACGGCACCGUCGCCGUCCAUAACGACCUCCCCGGACUCAGCACUGAUGAAGUGCGGCUGGCAGCCCCAGACGAUGCGUCGUUGCUAGUUGCAGGUCUCCAUGGCCACGUCGUGGCAUUGGAUCCCGUCUCGCUCAAGGAGCGAUGGCGGACCAACAGCCUGCCCGAUUCAGGCGGUGAGGUCGUGUCGGUGCUCUGCGCUGCGGGUCGAAUUUACGCAGGCUGCAACGGCUACGUUUUCCGCUUCGAUCCGUCAGGCCCGCAGAUUAAGGAGCAGCACUACCUUGACCAAGGAAGCCACGAAGUGCGUUUGGCGAUGAACCAUUCGGAGUCGAUCCUCUUUGCUGGCUACGAUGGCGUAGUGUUUGCUUUGGAUCCAGAGACGUUGAAGGAGAAAUGGCACAAGGAGAUGACUGAAGCUGGCCGGAGCGUUGUGUCCAUCGUCAGCGGGAAGGACGUCGUCAGCGGGAAGAACUUCGUGUACGCGGGCUGCCGGGGGUAUGUUUACAUGUUUGACGAACCGGACGGGAACCAAAAGACCUGGAACUCUUUGCCCGGCGAUGACAGCAAUCAGGUUCGCCUGCAGUUGGAUGACAAAGAGCCUCGCAUUUAUGUCGGUACCAAUGGUCACGGCAUAUGCUUAACUUCCACUGAUCUGGAAAAGAUCUACGACAGGAGUCUACCAGGAAGCUAG
Lasiodiplodia theobromae is the source of this 810-nucleotide messenger RNA. RefSeq lists its product as uncharacterized. The coding region runs from base 1 to 810 and encodes 269 amino acids. Lineage: Eukaryota; Fungi; Ascomycota; Dothideomycetes; Botryosphaeriales; Botryosphaeriaceae. The record is from RefSeq and is a predicted model, not a curated record. Gene Ontology annotation, molecular function: protein binding. The transcript has a single exon.